This is a messenger RNA of Impatiens glandulifera, 534 nucleotides long. RefSeq names its product CASP-like protein 1F1. Lineage: Eukaryota; Viridiplantae; Streptophyta; Magnoliopsida; Ericales; Balsaminaceae. The coding region runs from base 1 to 534 and encodes 177 amino acids. The record is from RefSeq and is a predicted model, not a curated record. The transcript is spliced from 3 exons.
AUGGAUUUGGAUAUGAAGAAAAGUGAAAAGAAUAUGGGGAGAGUUUGGUCGAUAUCGCAGAUCGUGUUGCGAUUAAUCACUUUAUUCACUUCAGCGAUAUCUGCCAUGAUCGUUUUCAAGAAUCAUCAAACCAUCAAUAUUAUGGGAGGAUUAAGUUUCUCUACCAAAUACUCAGACGAUCCUAAUAUCAAAAUGUUUGCAGCUGCGAACGCUAUUGUAGCUUGUUUCUCCGUAUUCGCUUUGAUCUUCUCCCUUAUUGUCGUCUCUAAGAAAUCUGUCAACUCAUCCGUCUUCUUCUACUUCUUCCUUCACGAUUUGAUUAUGGUAACGGGGUUGGCAUUGUCGUGCGGUGCUGCAACUGCGGUCGGAUUCGAGGGAAAGCACGGGAAUUCGAAGGCGGGAUGGGCGGCGAUUUGCGAUAUGUUUGGAAAGUAUUGUAAAAGGGCAACCAUGUCUGUUACCAUUUCUUACUUAUGCCUCAUUACCUAUUUUUUUCUAUCCAUUCUAUCUGCACAAAAAUCAGGCCAUGCCUAA